Fulvia fulva is the source of this 861-nucleotide messenger RNA. RefSeq lists its product as uncharacterized. The transcript is spliced from 2 exons. Bases 1 to 861 code for a protein of 286 amino acids. Gene Ontology annotation, molecular function: oxidoreductase activity. The record is from RefSeq and is a predicted model, not a curated record. Lineage: Eukaryota; Fungi; Ascomycota; Dothideomycetes; Mycosphaerellales; Mycosphaerellaceae.
AUGGCAAAAUCACUUUCACUUCGGUCGACCCUGAAGCUCAAGAGCGGAGCGGAGCUGCCACAACUUGGAUUCGGCGUCUGGGAUAGUCCAAAUCAUCUCACAACGAAGUCAUGCCUGGAGGCAUUGCAAGUUGGCUACCGUCACAUAGAUACCGCUCAAGUCUAUGGGAACGAAGCUGAGGUUGGCGAGGCCAUCAAGAAAUCCGACGUUCCACGCAAGGACCUCUUCAUCACAAGCAAAGUGCUUGCUGCUGAGGGAGAUGAGGAGGCAACCUACCAAAAGUGCCUGGAGAGCGUCAAGAAGAUCGAUGGCGACAAUGGCUAUCUGGACCUCUUGCUCAUCCACAAUGGGCAGGCUCAAGGUGCGAAGGGCAUCAAGGCUCUGUGGCCAGUCAUGGAGAAGCUACACCAGGAAGGCAAGCUGAAGUCCAUCGGUGUUAGCAAUACUGGCGUCGGACUUAUCGAAAGCAUGAAGGAAUAUGCGAAGGUCUGGCCGCCGCAUGUCAAUCAGCUCGAACUCCACCCAUGGUGCCAGCAGCGGGAAGUGGUAGACUAUUGCCACAAGAAUGGCAUCGCCGUCGAGGCAUACUGUCCGCUCGUACGAAACAAGAGGGCCGACGACAAGACUCUCAAGUCGAUCGCCGAGAAGCACGGCAAAUCGACAGCGCAGGUGUUGCUGAGGUACUGCUUGCAGAAGGCUUGGGCACCGCUGCCAAAGAGCGACAACCCAGACCGCAUCGCGCAGAACGCGAACAUCUACGAUUUUGCGCUGAGCGAUGAGGAUGUACAGAGUCUUGAUGAUGUGGGUGAGAAGGAAGCUGAGGCGUUGGUGGUGGCCGUGGACAACAAGAAGAUUUCGUAG